AUGAAAUGUAUUUAAAAGUUAUAUAUCAAUGCCUGAUAUGUGGCAUUGUUGCCUUCGAUAUUUGGCCUUUUUCGUUGCCAAAACUAUACAACUAUCCUCUCAUUUGAGCGGAAUUUGAAUUAAACUAAUUUCAUCUGUGACAAGCAAAUUUUGCUUAAUUAACUUGACGGCGAGAAAGUGAAACCAAAUAUAAUACAAUCGUCAAUGUGCACGUCGUUCACGCACGUACAUCACACAAAUCUAAUGGCAUAUUAUUCGGUAUAAAUUCAAAAAAAUUUGUUAGAAUAUUCUCAGAAUAUAGUGAUGCGAUUGCAGUGCACAACAGCUCGACACAACUCGAUCUAGUUCAAGGAAUUCAGUGAAUUGUUUGUUUUUCUACAAAUAUAUGUAUAUUCAUUGUAAAGUCGACAAAUAUUUCCGUUAACCACUUUUUAGCAUUUUAAAAUUACAAAUUUAGUUCAUCAAACGCGUCCGGAAGAAUUGUGAAAAAGAAAAGGAAAAAAGCCAGAUUAAUGGGUGAAAGCAAGUGUCAACUUCAAGUCUCGUCUGAAAUAUAUAAGGAAACCAAUUUCCAUAGCUCAGCUACUAAAAAUGGCACUUUAUUAUCUCGUUUCUCAUUUAUCAACCCGAUUGAUCACUGUGAUGAGAUUGAAUCCAAAUCAAAGUCAUCCAUUAUUGAUGCCGAUGGAGAUUUAAUUGUUGAACGUAGACGUCGAGGUGUUAUUCAAAUUGAACAUCAACAAUCGACCAACUUAUCACUUGUUGGUUUGCAGGUGUGGCGUGGUGCAUUGCUUUUGGCCGAUUUUCUAUUGCAUAAUUGUUGGAGAUUUGAAAACAAACGGAUACUCGAACUUGGUUCCGGUGUUGGUCUAUCGAGUAUAGCUGCUGGGAUAUUUUCAAAGACUGAUGUCAUUUGCACUGACAUCGAUUCAGGUGGAAUUCUGGAAGUGCUGAAAUCGAAUGUCAAUUUGAACAAAUCUGUCAUGAAUAAUAGAGCGAUAUUUCGUAUCAUGGAAUUGGAUUUUAAGAAAACCAUUUGGCCAGAUGACCUUAAAAAUGCUGUAUCAUCGGCAAAUAUAAUUAUUGCGGCAGACGUUAUUUAUGAUAAUGACAUAACGGAUUAUUUUGUUAAAACAAUCGAGCGCAUACUGGAUGUUAAUGAUCUCAAUAAAAAUAAAGAUAAAGAAUUGUACAUCGCACUUGAAAAGCGAUAUGUUUUCACACUGGCAGAUUUAGAUACUGUGGCACCGUGCUACGAAUAUUUCAUGCAUUGUAUCGAAAAUCAAAUACGUAAAACAACACAUUUGAAAAUAGAAUUUGUAUCGAUCGACUUCCCACAGUAUUUUGAUUAUGAACGUUCCAAAGACCUUAUACUAAUGAAAUUGUAUGUGUAAGCGUUUAUGUAUUUUGAACCGUUUUUUUAUACUAGAUUUUCAUUAAAUAUUUGAUACAGACACGUAUUUUUGUCUCAA
Molecule: messenger RNA, 1472 nt
Organism: Contarinia nasturtii (swede midge)
Lineage: Eukaryota; Metazoa; Arthropoda; Insecta; Diptera; Cecidomyiidae
Product: methyltransferase-like protein 22
Exons: 5
Coding region: 513-1394 (293 amino acids)
Biological process (GO): protein methylation
Cellular component (GO): nucleus
Molecular function (GO): protein methyltransferase activity
Source: RefSeq, a predicted model, not a curated record